UGUAGAUAUGGUUUGACUUUCUGAAAGUCCUCUCCAGGUAGUUUUGCUUUCUGUUGGUAAAGUUUGAAAAUGUCUUCCAAUUAUUACAUUUAAACAAAAUAUUCUUUCACUCCCUGUUAGGUUUCUACACUGCGUUUCAGAUUCCAGUGUGUAACUGAAAGUUGAAUUAAGUGUGGCAGGAACAACUAAGGGCUAGAUUAAGCUAGGUAUGAAUAAUUUUACACAGACAAAAGCCUGGGGGUGAACUUGCUCUCUGCCCUGUUCUCAGGCUGCAUUUUUAAUCUUAGCACAAACGUGGACUUUGUUUUUAUUAUCUGAUGUUUCCCUCCGCUUCUAGGUGCCCAGAUGACUAUUAUGAGCCAAGCUUGUGCAGAAAGGUGUAAUAUAAUGAGGCUGGUGGACCGUCGGUGGGCAGGGAUCGCCAAAGGAGUGGGCACCCAGAAGAUUAUUGGAAGGGUACAUCUAGCUCAGGUUCAGAUUGAAGGAGAUUUCCUGGCGUGUUCUUUCUCUAUACUUGAGGAACAGCCCAUGGACAUGCUUCUGGGACUGGACAUGCUGAAGCGGCAUCAGUGUUCCAUUGACCUCAAGAAAAAUGUACUCGUGAUCGGCACCACAGGCUCUCAGACUACCUUCCUUCCCGAGGGAGAGUUACCAGAGUGUGCCCGAUUGGCAUACGGGGCUGGGCGAGAGGAUGUGCGGCCAGAGGAGAUCGCAGACCAAGAAUUAGCAGAAGCUCUUCAGAAAUCCGUAGAGGAUGCAGAGAAAAGCGGUAAAGAAACUACCUCACUGGGAAUGUCAUCAUUACCAACUUCAGAUGGAUUUAACCAUCCAGCCCAUCCUUCAGGACAGAGUCCUGAGAUUGGUAAUCCUAUGAGUCUUGCUCACUCUGUCUCUGCUUCAGUCUGCCCUAUCAAGCCCAGUGACCCCGACAGCAUCGAACCUAAAGCUGUGAAGGCUUUGAAGGCUUCAGCUGAAUUCCAGAUAACCUCUGAAAAGAAAGAACAUCUUCCUCUGCAGGAUCUUUCUGAUAGUGCUUCUUCAGCAGACAGUGCUCCAGCAGACCAGAGUCCAGCCAUACCUUUGCAGAAUUCCUCUGAAGAAGCCAUUGUUGCCGAUAAUAUGGAGAAAUCUGCUGAAAGAAGCACCCAGGGCCUCAGAUCUCAUCUCCACACAAGACAGCAAGCUAGUGUAUCUGUCACAACUACUAGGAUGCAAGAACCACCGGGGUUUCUAGGUGAGAAGGGUUGGCGUCCAGAAAAUCAGAACCUGCAUCAGGUGAAUGGCCUUCAGCAGCACAAAGAACCAGGGAAUGAACAGCACGGGGUUGAACAACAGAAGGCUCUAAAUGACCGAGAACAUCUCUGUAACGCAGAGGACUUUGAACUUCUUGGAGAAAGGCAACAGAAUCAACAAAGAAGUGUUGAUUUGGAAUCGACAAUGAAAGAAGACCGGCUACGACAGAAUGCGGACCCUCCAGGUACAGAGGAAAGUACUCUCCCUUCAGGAUGGUUUGGCUCCUCAAAGUCAGAAACAUUUAUGGAAGUAGAUACAGUUGAAGAGUCCCUAGUUACUAUGCUUAAUUCAGCAGAUGGUCAGCAUGCCAGUGUCAAGAACAUCGGUGCAUCUGCUCUCACCUUAGAUAAUCCCUUGAUGGAAGUAGAAACAUCAAAAUGUAACCCUUCGUCUGAAAUUUUGAGUAAUUCAGUUUGCACUCAGGAUUUACAGCUCCCAGACAGCAAUGUUGAAAUGUCUGGAACAAGUAAAGAAGAUGGGGAUUGCUCCCCCUCUUUAAGUCUUUGUGGCAGUUCUCAGCCCUCUGUGGAGUCAGCAGAGGAAUCAUGCUCAUCUCUAACAGCAGCCUUGAAGGAACUCCAUGAACUUCUGGUCAUUAGUAGUAAACCAGCUUCAGAAAAUAUAUCUGGGGAAGUUAUCUGUCAGUCCGAAAUGGUAACUGAGGGCCAAACAGUUACUAAGGACCUUUCUGAAAGAUGGACCCAAAGUGAGCAUCUUACAGCUGCCCAGAAUGAAGAGCAUUCACAAGUCACCUUUCAUCAGACCAUAUCUGUAUCGGUGAGGGCAGAGAAGUUACCAGACACUUCAACUGGUGCUGGAGUAGAUGCAGUAGAAAAUAGUACCGUAAGGGAUCCGGGCGAUGGCCUAGUAACGGAUAAGGAAAGUGUCCCCAAGCCUAGGGAAUCUGGAAAGGAGAGCAGCUCUGCCACUCUAGCCUCAGCUAAAACGUCUAAUCAGUCACACUGCACCUUAGGUGUAGACAUUCCACGCAAACCCUUAGCCGGUGAGGAGGAUGCAGUCAGUCACACUUCUGAGCAAGCGAAGUCCUUGUCCAAUUUCAUACUGGUUCAAGAUUUGGGUCCGGGCACACAGAAGCCAGUGCCAGACAGGCCUGAGACCAGAGAAGAUGUCUGUCCUGAAGCUGCAGGACCACUUCUUGAGUUUGAACCACCUCCCAGCCAGCCAGCAUCAAGUCCCUCCAUUCUUCCACCAUUAAUUUUUCCCACCGCAGACAUUGACCGCAUUCUCCGUGCUGGCUUCACUUUGCAGGAAGCUCUUGGGGCUUUGCAUCGAGUUGGUGGAAAUGCAGACCUUGCACUUCUUGUUUUGCUAGCAAAGAACAUUGUAGUUCCUACAUAACCAUGGAAAAGGGGGCUAGACCAUACUCCAUUCCCUUUAAAAAAGCUAUACACGCACACACACACACACACACACAUACACACUCACCACAUAUACAGUGUAUGUAGAAACCUGCAAGCAGAAUGUUGAGCCAGAUUUUUUUUAAGGAUUUUUUUCGGCCAAAGUAACUUAUCUCUUGUCUGAUGAAUUUGUCUAUUCUCUUUGUUAAAAUUUGGGCCUUUUUAAAUGUAUUGGCAGUAACGUGCAUACAAAAGCUUUUUAUUAUCAUUAAGAUGAUGUAUUCUGGAAUAAAAUUGAUGGUUUCGUGUAUAGCAUACCAUUUUAGAAUGAGAGUGAAUGCUUUAAAAAGCAGAAGCCAUGAGAAAUCCCACCGCCCAUGCAGCUAAAAGCAAAUCAGCUUCCCAUUUUGGCUUUGUCUGUACUGUAGGCAAGGUAUGGCUUGUUGGUUCAGUUGUCCAUUUACAAACUGGAUCACAUGGUUUGGUGUUUGGAAUUACACUUAGUGCUCUGUGUAUUGAUGAUUCAUCAGUUAACAACAGGAAAUUGAAGAGUAGUUGACUAAUAUCUCCUAGAGUGGUAUGUUUUUAUUUGUUUGGUUAGGAUUUGACCUUUUUAUGGGAUGAGGUGGGAGGGUUUAGAACUUGGGCUGCUUUGUGCAUCAUAGGCUGCUGCAUGGAUUGCCAAGUAUUUGGGGUG
Neomonachus schauinslandi (Hawaiian monk seal) is the source of this 3348-nucleotide messenger RNA. Its product is annotated as protein DDI1 homolog 2. Gene Ontology annotation, biological process: proteolysis. The record is from RefSeq and is a predicted model, not a curated record. The coding region runs from base 346 to 2652 and encodes 768 amino acids. Gene Ontology annotation, molecular function: aspartic-type endopeptidase activity; protein binding. NCBI's taxonomy places the organism in Eukaryota, Metazoa, Chordata, Mammalia, Carnivora, Phocidae. The transcript is spliced from 4 exons.